This is a messenger RNA of Rattus rattus (black rat), 759 nucleotides long. It is a transcript of the gene Htd2, whose product is annotated as hydroxyacyl-thioester dehydratase type 2. The coding region runs from base 71 to 556 and encodes 161 amino acids. Lineage: Eukaryota; Metazoa; Chordata; Mammalia; Rodentia; Muridae. The transcript has a single exon. The record is from RefSeq and is a predicted model, not a curated record.
GACAGUGUCCUUAGGUGUCUACACAGUUUGGAAACAAGCAGGCUAAAGCCCCUAUUGUUGACAUUCGGAGAUGCUGAAGAUGUGGAGUGGGCUUCAGAGGAGACUGUGGCAGCAUCGCGUGGUACCAGCAGGGCAGUGUUUCCAGUGUGUGCACGUGAAAGUUGGAGACCGCGCUGAACUCAGCAGAGCCUUCACACAGCAGGACGUGGCUACCUUCUCAGAGUUAACAGGAGACGCCAAUCCUUUGCAUUUAAGUGAAGAUUUUGCAAAGCACACCAGGUUUGGAAAGACAGUUGUGCAUGGAGUUUUGAUAAAUGGACUUAUUUCAGCUCUCCUGGGCACUAAAAUGCCAGGGCCAGGCUGUGUGUUUCUUUCCCAGGAGAUUAAAUUCCCAGCUCCUUUGUAUAUUGGAGAAGUGGUUUUAGCAUCGGCAGAAGUGAAAAGGUUGAAGCAGUCUGUUGCUGUUGUUGAAGUGUCCUGCUGUGUAAUAGAAAGUAAGAAGACAGUUAUGGAAGGCUUGGUUAAAGUUAUGGUCCCAGGAGCUCCUAGAUCCUGAAAUAGAAAUGUAAAGUUGUACGUUCAGACCCUGUACUCUUGCUAUCAGUGACUUCUGGGCAGGUGGGCUGUUGCUCUUCAGGAAGUACACGCAGAAGCCAUGUGUGGGAGAGGAGAUUUCCAGAUUAGUGCGUGGUUUGUCCAGACUUACAUGCAAGAGCUCGUCAUCUACGAGGUUUGGAUUUCUUUUUUCCGAUUAAAAAA